Molecule: messenger RNA, 2009 nt
Organism: Propithecus coquereli (Coquerel's sifaka)
Lineage: Eukaryota; Metazoa; Chordata; Mammalia; Primates; Indriidae
Gene: POLE3
Product: polymerase (DNA directed), epsilon 3, accessory subunit
Exons: 4
Coding region: 251-694 (147 amino acids)
Biological process (GO): leading strand elongation; DNA damage response; heterochromatin formation
Cellular component (GO): epsilon DNA polymerase complex; CHRAC
Molecular function (GO): protein heterodimerization activity; chromatin DNA binding
Source: RefSeq, a predicted model, not a curated record
CGCUGGACGGACACUCGGUCGGGCCCAAAUCUCUGGGGCGUGGAAAGUUCGGAUGCACCUGCAAUUUGAGGCGGAGGCGGGGCUGUGGAGGCGGAAGGAUAUGGCGCGCGGGGCACUAUGGGCCGCAAUAUCGGCAACGUAGGGCGGGACGGAAGCCUAGGAGGGUCAGACUGCAGCGACGCGGGAAGUCUGGACGCGGUAGCUGCCCAAAGAGGAGGCCUGAGGCAGAGGCUCGGCCCCGGCGGCGGCAAUGGCGGAAAGACCGGAGGAUCUAAACUUGCCCAACGCCGUCAUCACCAGGAUCAUCAAGGAGGCGCUCCCGGACGGCGUCAACAUCUCCAAGGAGGCUCGGAGCGCCAUCUCCCGCGCCGCCAGCGUCUUCGUGCUGUACGCCACGUCCUGUGCCAACAACUUUGCAAUGAAAGGGAAGCGCAAGACACUGAAUGCCAGUGAUGUGCUCUCAGCCAUGGAGGAGAUGGAGUUCCAGCGGUUUGUUACCCCGUUGAAAGAAGCUCUGGAAGCAUAUAGGCGGGAGCAGAAGGGCAAGAAGGAAGCUUCAGAGCAAAAGAAGAAGGACAGAGACAAAAAAACGGAUUCGGAAGAGCCAGACAAGAGCAGGGAUGAGGACAAUGAUGAAGAUGAGGAAAGGCUGGAAGAAGAAGAACAGAAUGAGGAAGAGGAAGUGGACAACUGAAUAGGGUGGGAGACUGGCACCUUGGAAGGUACCACUCUGAGACUUGCUACACGUUUCUGUGAUGCUUUUCCCUGCCGGGCAGAGUAGUCUUAGGCAGAAGUGCCUGAGAAGAUCAAAAUAAAAACUGACUAGAAUUAUCGCCAAAAACAGCACUUCCCAAACUCAAAGCAUCUGAGUAGCAGAAUCCUGUUUUGUUCAAUCAGUCUGAAGGUUAUGACUUUUUGGCAAGAGGGAUUCUGAAUGGCUAAUUAGUCAGUUGGAUCACUCUUGUUUACUUAUACGUAUGGUUAGGUUGGUUUUGAUCCCAGUCCCCCUGCUCCCCUCAAAAAGUAAUAAUAACUUCCAUGCUGCCUGCUGUGUUCCAGAUCACAGAGGCAGUCAAGGCUCAGGAAAAUUGGGGCUUUGAUCAUGGUCAGCCUAUAUUUGAUUGUACAGUGUUUGGCAAUAGUAGCUUAUUAAGAGUGUUCAGAACAAUAAAAUUUUAGGAAACUACUAAAAAGCUGUGGGAAAAUAAUGAACUCUGUUGUCUCUCCACUAGACAGUAGCAUUAAUUGAAUUUUGUUUUCUAUAGACCCACUUGGCUGGGAGCCCUUUUGUGUUGCAUAUAGACAUCUGACCUGCUAGAGUGGCUGCACUCUGGGUACACAGGCUCUUAAAUCAGCAGUGUAGAUUGGAAUUAGUCAAGCAAAGGUGCUAAUGUCUUACUUUUAUAAAACAGAUGGUUUAAUCUUAGGUAUACCUCACUGCCUGCCUAACAUGAAGUUUUAGGAUUUAUUGACACCUCCUGGAAGGUGUAAAAUCCAGGCUUUCUCUUCUUACAGUCCGUCUCCCAGACUUGUGACUAUGGCUUUUCAUUCUUCAAUUCAUGAUGAGUUCCAAACUUUAUUUCCUCGAGGCACAACUUUCUCUCUCUGUGCUUGUUGCUUCCUGUCUCUCUUCUGCCUCUCCCCUGUUCCCCAUCCUCACUUUUCUUCUCUCUUUCCUUUUAUCUACUGUCAGUCUAGGAACUUUGUUUACCUGCUUGAUAUUUCAGAGUGCAAGUUCCUCUGAUUCCUUAGUUCUAAUCUCAUGUCUUUUAAAAAUGAUUUUAUGAAACUCCUCUAAACCUUAAGGGAAAUCUGAUGGUGCUCAGGAAUCUAAUUCCCCACUCCCAAACAUCCCCUUUAACUGCUUCUAAAGUAUCUCUGUUGGCCUUCCUUAGCCUUUUUCUUUACAUUCAGUACUCCAAGCACUUUUUUGUUUGUCUCUAAGUUGAGCGCUUGGAGUUUGACAGGUAGUGAAGUGUAGUUUGACACUGUUAAUUUGUUAAAUGAAU